UUGACAGACUUCUUUUCCUCUCUCUCUCUCUCUCUCUCUCUCUCUCUCCUGUCUCUCUGUUAUUUAUCUUGUGGUUUUCUGUGUUUGAACAUGAUUCUUCCAUGAAAUGGGCACUUCAUGUUAUGGGUUUCAUGACAACUUGACAAUUGGGAGAAGAGAAAGCUUUGAGCCUUUAAUGGUUUUGCUUUCAUUAGAUUAGGAUUUGAAAUGAGUCAUAUCAGGGUUUGUGAAAGGAGUGAAAUUUGAGUGGUGUUUCUUUCGGGGGUUCGAGCAAAUUUCAGUUGCUUGCGCCAGAGAGCAGCUUUAUAGGGCAUGGUCAUUGAGAUCUCAUUCUGAAAGAAUCAAUCAAAAUGCUGUGUGCUUGCUCCAGAGAGCAGCAGCUCCAUUUCGAAGAAGCUCCUCAGUCACCAGAAUCUCUUGCCACCAGAGAUUUCUCAGUCAGCGGCCUGUCCUCAAGAACCGGCGGCACAAAGUUCGAUGACCACCAAGUAGAUGACAUAGAAUCAACAUUAAGAGAGACUCUAUCACUGAAUUAUGAGGAAGCCCGGGCAUUGUUGGGUAGAUUGGAGUAUCAAAGAGGUAAUUUUGAUGCAGCAUUGCAAGUGUUUCAAGGAAUUGAUAUAAGGGGUUUGAAACCGAGGAUGAUUAAGGCCAUUUCAGAAAGGAGUCGACCGAGAAAAGCCCGUUCCAAAGGGGGUAAAUUGCUGGUGAAUGUAAUGUCAAUGCAUUCAGUUAGCUUGCUGCUAGAAGCAAUACUGCUUAAAUCAAAGUCUUUGGAGGAGCUCGGCCAUGUUCAAGAUGCUGCAAUAGAGUGUAAAAGUAUUUUAGACAUAGUUGAAUCUGCAUUGCCUCAUGGUAUGUCUCAGACUGUUACAGAUGAUUGCAAGUUGAAGGAAAUAUUUCACAAAGCUCUUGAAUUGCACCCAGAACUUUGGAAACAAGCUGGUCAUCUUGAUGAAGCAGUUUCUGCCUAUCGACGAGCUCUCAUAAAACCUUGGAAUUUAAACCCCAAAAUGUGUGCAAAAUUUCAGAAAGACCUAGCAGUAGUUUUGCUUUAUGGCAGCGAAGAGGUCACUCUACCUCCACACCUUCAGCAGCUACAGAAUCAAAGUUCACCUAAAACCAACAUAGAAGAAGCAAUCCUUUUAUUGCUCAUACUCAUGAAAAAGGUACUGUUUCAGGAAAUUAGUUGGGAUCCUGAGAUCAUGAAUCAUCUCACUUUUGCACUCUCAUUAUCAGGGCAGUUUGAAUUAUUAGGAAAUCACGUGGAGCAAUUAUUGCCAGGUAUCUAUACCCGAGCUGAAAGGUGGUACUUGCUUGCACUCUGCUACAGUGCUGCAGGUAUGACUGAUGUCGCACUAAAUAUUUUGAGAAAUUAUUCGGGUCGUUCAGAACGGAAACAUAAACCACAUAUUCCUGCACUUCUUUUGGCAUCUAAAUUAUGUUUUAAACAUGCAAUGCUUGCUUCUGAAGGGGUAAACUUUGCUGAAAGAGCGACUCAACUUGCUAGUGAUCAAGGAAAACAUUUCAGGGGUCUCUCCAGCCACUUGCUGGGUGUUUCCUAUGGGAACUAUGCUAGAUCAGUCACCUAUGAUUCAGAAAGGCUAAAGCUGCAGAAAGAAGCUUUAGAUGCAUUAAAGAAUGCUGCAGCUCUAGAGAAGGAUGAUCCUGAGGUGAUAUAUAGCCUUGGGUUAGAGCUUGCAAUACAACGAGAGCUUGAUGCUGCCAGAGAGUGUGCAGUGAAGUAUUUAGAGUUGAUGGGUGGAAUCUCAGUGAAAGGUUGGAAACUAUUAGCUCUCGUGGUUUCUUCAGUGCAGGAUCAUGAAGGGGCGGAAUUAGUAGUUGACCUUGCUAUUACUAAUACUGGAAUAGACGACCAGUUGGAAUUGUUAAUAAUGAAAGCACAGCUUCAGAUUCGUCAAGAACAGCCCAAGAAUGCAAUAGAAACCUAUAGAAGUUUGCUCACCGUGAUUAAAGCACAAGAGGACGAUCACACAGAGAGGGCUAACUCCAAGGUUAAAACACAUGGAAGCUUAGAAGUGGAAGCAUGGACGAACUUGGCAUCCAUUUACAGUAAAGCUAGGUUACAUAAGGAUUCGACCAGUUGCUUGGACAUAGCCAAAUCUAUUGGAUAUUUCUCCCCAAAGACCUGGAAUGCAAAAGGCAUUAGUUUACAAGCCCAGUCACUAGACAAGGAGGCUCUUGCUGCCUUUUUGACAUCUCUCUCAAUUGGACCGGACUAUGUUCCAAGCAUGGUGACCACAGGUGUAGCUCUAAGGAAAAUCGGUGGUAAAUCGUUGCCCAUUGCAAGAAGUUUCUUGACAAAUGCUUUAAAGAUGGAGCCUACAAAUCACGAUGCAUGGUUAAACCUUGGGUUCAUAUCCAAAGCAGAGGGUUCUCUGCGUGAAGCAGCAGAUUGUUUCCAAGAAGCCUGUGAACUCAAUGAAUCAUCUCCUAUCAUGGACUUCAGGUAAGCGAUGUAUUUUACUGUAAUAUAUAGAAAAAUAAGAUGAAGUGUCAUUAGGUGGAAAGAUCGAGCAUACACAUCCUAAAUAGUUAAUGGCUUUUCUGAUCAAAAUAUAUGUAAUUUGAGAAAUGAAUCAUUGUAACGCUAAAAGAAAGGUUGUGUCAUAUCUCAGCAGCCAGUUACCAUUUCUUAUGAAUAAGUCAAGUAUUAUCAGUA
Asparagus officinalis (garden asparagus) is the source of this 2683-nucleotide messenger RNA. RefSeq names its product protein NPGR1. Lineage: Eukaryota; Viridiplantae; Streptophyta; Magnoliopsida; Asparagales; Asparagaceae. Gene Ontology annotation, molecular function: protein binding. The record is from RefSeq and is a predicted model, not a curated record. The transcript has 6 exons. Bases 351 to 2474 code for a protein of 707 amino acids.